This is a messenger RNA of Acanthocheilonema viteae, 570 nucleotides long. NCBI's taxonomy places the organism in Eukaryota, Metazoa, Nematoda, Chromadorea, Rhabditida, Onchocercidae. The record is from the annotation of a GenBank genome assembly.
AUGUUCGUUACAUUCACGACACAGGGUUUUUGGAAAAAAUUCGGUGAAUUUCGAGAACAAGCAACAGUUUAUUACAAACAACGAUUCAUCGUAUUACUGAAGGGAGAAAUGCCAAACAGUUAUUACAUAUGGAGUUCAUACCCAUUGCUUAAUCAUGCUGAAGAAACACAUGUACGAAUAGCGGUGCUGGAAGAAUACGAAGGUGAUUUUAAUGAUGAUGGAAAACCUGAUCUAAUCGAAUUGAAUGUCACUUUUCCUAUUGAAGAAAAAGAUAAAAUCUGUGGAGUUUUUUAUAUGUUUUUGUUUGAGUAUCAACUUGAUCAAAGGUCGCGCUUUUCAAUGGAAACUGCAGUGCUUGAUGAUUUGGAACACGCCACUAUGUCAUCAUCGGUAACAGUUUCUGGUGAUCUUUGGUUGGAUCAAGCGGCUCCACUCUGGAGUAGUGGCCGGGAUCCAAACCAUGGAGGGCCUCUAAUCAAUGAAUCCAGUUUAGACUUAACUCAGUAUAAUCCUGCCGAAAUUGUCUCACGCAAUUCUUUUAGAAAUUUCACAACAAUUUUGAAAAGGUGA